AUGGAUGGAUGGUUUUAUACCACACAUAUACUAUACUAUUCUAUCAUCACUACUUACUAUAUAACCAGAACAUCCCCUGCUAUCCUACAUGAUCACCAACCACCAACCAACCAAACUAACCAAGUACUCCUCAACAAAAGACCCCCAAUAUCAUACAACCCUACCAUCAUCAACAUGACCACUCCAAAUACAACAAUGAACUUCAUCUCCAUCAACAAACUCACCAACACCCGCGUCCUCCUCAUCGGCGGCACCUCCGGCAUCGGCUUCGCCGUCGCCCGCGCCGCCCUCGAACACGGCGCCAGCAUCAUCUUGUCCAGCUCCAGGCCAGAAAAAGUCCAGUCGGCCAUAUCCCGUCUCCAACAACUCUACCCGGACCCAUCAUUCACCUCGCGCAUUACCGGGAAGGCAUAUGAUCUCAGUGAUCAAUCUACCCUCGAGACAACUAUCAUCUCACUGCUGGACUACGCUACAUCGCCUUCCAUAUUCCCCACUACCAAUACAACCAUUACCACCGAAGGUGACAAGAAAAUCCUGCUCAACCACAUAAUCUACACCUCCGGCAGCCGCCCCUCCCGGAUCCCCAUCUCCCCCGGUACCACAACCCUCACCCCACAACUCUACACGCAAAGCGAAACGCUCCGGGUCCUGGCGCCGCUCAUGCUAGGCAAGCAUGCGAAGUCCUACAUGGUGGAUGAACAUACCUCGUCGAUGACGUUUACCUCCGGGGUAUUGGCGUCGAAGCCUGUCCCGGGGACGACGUUGGGUGCGAUGGCGGGGAGUGCCCUGGGCGGGUUGGUGAGGGGGUUGGCGGUGGAGUUGGCGCCCAUACGGGCGAAUGUGGUGGCGCCGGGGGCGGUAGAGACGGAGAUUUUUGAUGAGUUGGGGGUGCAGGAGAAGGAGGCGGUUAAGGAGAUGUUUAGGAGGGGAACGGUGUUGGGGAGGGUUGCGGAGGCGGGGGAUGUGGCGGAGGCGUAUGUUUGGUGUAUGAAGGAUGGGUUUGUGAGUGGGGAGUGGGUGGGGAGUGAUGGGGGGGCGUUGCUUAAGUCUGCGAUGUGA
Messenger RNA from Aspergillus luchuensis, 1059 nucleotides. RefSeq names its product oxidoreductase, short chain dehydrogenase/reductase family. Lineage: Eukaryota; Fungi; Ascomycota; Eurotiomycetes; Eurotiales; Aspergillaceae. The coding region runs from base 1 to 1059 and encodes 352 amino acids. The transcript has a single exon. The record is from RefSeq and is a predicted model, not a curated record. Gene Ontology annotation, molecular function: oxidoreductase activity.